CUGUGUCACUGUCGACUGAUGCAAGGCCUAGCAGACCGAUUCUGUACCUGUUCCACUGCUUCAAGGCUGGCCGUCUCACCCUCCUUACGGUUCCCGGGACUGUGGUGGGAUAGCGUAGUUGGGUAGUAGGUAGAAGCUAGGCUUCUGAUCAGUAGCAGAGAUGAUCGGUAACACUGUUAAUAACGGACCAAGAGGGAUGGAGAGAGGGAGGAUGGUUGUGUGAGGGAGCGAGAGAAGAGGAGGGGGAGCCGACCGAGCCUGUUGGAGGAGAGACACGUGGGAACACACAUCCACAGACAAGCGCUGGUUUGUAAUCGGGAACUGUGUUAAUGUAGCCUUCCAUCACUCAGGGCCGGACAAGACUGGACAAACAUUCCUGGGAGGGCUGAGAGGAUACUGCGGUCAGCUUGGUCCUGUCUCGGCCAGUGGUCAGCCGAAUCUCUUCGGACCAAGGGCGCUGGUUACUUCGUGUUCCUUUAGACAGGAACUGUAUCGCGCAGGUUGUUUGUUCGGAGUUCGAUCUUCUCUAAGCCGACGGUUGAGUGUGUCAAUGUUUGAGGUAAGGCAGGUUGUUGUCUUGGCGCGGCUGUUCAGUGUUCUCGUCCGGUGUUUGUUCAAACGAAGACAAUGACGAUCUCGCGUGGAAGCAGCUUUUACUCCCGCCACAGAACCACGACCCAUGUGUGACCUAAUCCACAAAAUGGAUGAUAUAUCAGCCCCGGACUGGCGUUGUGCGAUGUUGUGACGACGACAUCUAUUGAUACGAUGCACGACAUCAUGCCACAGCGAUACGCACCGUCUCGAUCUGCAGAGUAGCGAAAAGGCUAGUCACGUGACUGUCAACACUCCGGAGAGUUACAUUUAUCCACCACGGCUCAUUAGUCGACGGACCAGGUAGGAGUAACCGUAUCGCAUUCCACAUGGUCGUGCAUAGGCUUGGCAGAGUGGGUGAGGUCGCACGGUCACUGUACGAUGGGGCAGGCGUUGGCCAAGAGGGAGAUGGACAAGGGAAUGAAACAAUACCACGAGCAGCGCUUUGCGGAGGCUGUGGACGAGUGGUCAAGCGCUCUUAAGAAGAUGACCAAGGCACGGAAUAAGUUCGAAGCGUUGGGAAACAUCUGCCUGGCGUUGUGUGAUCUGGGGAAAUAUAGGGAUGCGCUGACCCAUUCGGGGCUUCAGAUUGAAGUGGCCAACGAUACUGACGACCCUGUACUCAAGUCCGAGGCGUUUCUCAUGUAUGCAAUAUGUAACGAGAAGCUCAGUGAGUUCACGAAGGCGAUAUCGUACUGCCGGUACUGUCUGCAGACGGAGAAGGUCGCGGAUCGAACCCAAAGCUACGCCCAUCUAUGUCUGGGCAAUGCAUACGUGGGGCUAAGCGAGUUUCCCAAAGCGUGGGGUAGUUACACCAAGGCGUUGGCGCUAGCCAGGACUAAAAAUGACAAGUUUCUAGAGUUGAUGACCAGUGCAAGGGUGGGACACAUGUUUUCAUUGCUGACCGAUUACGACACUGGACUUGCGUAUUGUUGUAAGGCAUGGGACGUGGUCAGUGGGUUGCCGGAGGGGGACCCCCAUGUCCGGUACAGGCGCCUGCUGGCGGUUUACAUCGCCACGCCGUAUAGGAGGACCGGGCGUUAUAACGAGGCUAUGGAUUACUGUGAGGACGCUAUGAAGCUGGCCAUGUUGUAUGGGGACCGCCCCGUCCAGGCUAGGUGCCUACUGACCUUCGCAGACAUCCACAGGAAGCGGAACGACCUGGAGCGAGCCAGCCCUCGCUAUGAGUCGGCGUACAGCAUCAUGUCUGAGACAGGAGACCGUCUGGGUCAGGUAGAAGCCCUCAGUGGGAUGGCCAAGACAGCCACGAGUCAGCGGGACCUUGCCAAGGCAACAGAGUUGAAUGUGAAAGCACUAGAUAUUGCCCAGAAGAUUGGGAAUAAGUUGGAGAUGUUACGGUGCCACGCCAGACUGAGGACGUUGUACGCUGCCACUGGAGAUGAAACCCUGGCCCAUCGUCAUUUCUCUGUUCUCCGGCAGUUGUUGGACGAGAUGGAGCUCCUGUGUGGCGUCUGUGAUGAAGUUGUCGGAGAGCGCCCAGAGAAGUUAGACGCCCUUCGCUGUGGGCACUUCAUACACGGCCGAUGCUCUGAUUAUCUCGCCCGGUCAACUCUCGGAAGGGCCGGAAAAACCCGACCAUGCCCGGCAUGUCGUCGGAAAUCUUCGGAGAACCCCGCUUUGUACACGUGACAGGCAUGUGUUGCCUAUGAACUGCUGAAAAUGACGUCAGGAAAACAUGGCGUCCAGAGACAGGUCCUGACUGGAAGAAAUAAACUCGACUGAAAAUGCCUUAGAAAAAGUGAACAUGCUUGCUUCUGGUAUGUCUUAGUGCAGCUUCUCGCGAGAUCCGUGCAAGACGUGACGUCAUCUCGCGUGACCUGUGACGUAAUGUCUGACUGCAAGUGUAAAGGACAUAUAUUGACGUGCGUACGGUGUUGUAUGACAAAGUAUGUCAUAUGACUGAAAUCAGACGUCAAAUGAGACGUUUCCCGGAGACGAAAAGGCCAAAUAACGGCGCCAUGAGGGAAAUUCGACCAAGUGUAAAAUAAAAAUAUAAAACAAGUUACCCUGGAGUAGAGGAAUCGGACCAGUUAUCACCAGAAGUAUUACAGAUGGCAACAGAUUAAUCUGUUAUAACGGUAUACAGUUAAGACGUUAUAGCAAAGACCCCGCUAACCCGGAAACCUCGUUUUACGGACGAUUAUUGUCAGAUUCGUCUACCCGUAUACACAUGACAUAACUCCUUAGUCCGGACAAUUGUUAAUCUUUACGCUUACAUGCGGAAUGCUAUAGUCCGGAUUGACGGGGUUUCAUUGUGUAGGGAGCUAUAAAAAGCCACAGUAUGUGCGAUAUCCUUGAAGUACUUUGAACAGUUGUCGGGUCAGGAGACUAAGUACUAUGCUAAACGAAAUGUUACCUCGCGGGACAACGAAAAGGGACAAUGGUUAUAUUAUGAGUCUCCGAACAUGGACACCUGAAAGAUUAUGGGUCUCCGACCAUGGACACUUGAGAAUUCUAUUGGUCUCCGAACAUAACACUUGAGAAUAUUAUGGGUCUCCGAACAUAACACUUGAGAAUAUUAUGGGUCUUCGGGCGUGGACACGUGAUUCUUUAUGGGUCUCCGCACAUGGAUACCUCAAACGAUUGUGAAUCUCCGCAUAUGGACACCUGAAAGAUUGCGGAUCUCCGAGCAUGGACACCUCAAAAGAUUAUGGGUCUCCGGGCAAGGACACCUAAAAGAAUUAUGGGUCUCCGAACAUGGGCACUUACGUAUAUUAUGGGUCUCCGCAUAUGGAGACCUGAAAAGAGUAUGGGUCUCCUAACAUGGACACUUGAGAAUAUAAUAUGGGUCUCAUGAGCACACUCCGAACACAGCCAAACACACCAGGCAGCCAUAACGUGUUACGAUUAUUGAAAGUGUAUGUUUAUAUUAAAUCCGUACAUUGUAUUUAUAGACUUAAUUCAUUUGAUUAUUUAUUUUGACAUAUUUCUUUCAAAUUGUUCAAAUAUUUAAUUUGAGUACUUUAGAAAUGUGCCAUGCACUUAUCGAAACGAUACUGGCGUUAACUCGAACGUCAUACAUGUACAUGCAAUUCGUGUAAGGGGGUGUAACAUUGUCAUCCUGGCAGUGGCUUUAUCAUCCCUGUAGUCUAAUGUCAGCUUCAUCUCGAACAGCCGACUCGACAGAUCUUAAAUGUUUCAGAAAUUAACUGAUUUAUCGAAUACAUUUUAUCUGUAUUUCGACACAAAAGGAGACCAAACUGUUGAUAAAGUCACAGGGUCAAUAUACCGAUACAACGAAGAUCAAGUUAAGACAUUUUCACUCCAUUUGCAAAAUACAGGUAUUGAUAGUGGAACCAAUCUAACAUUCUCUGCAAUUGCAGCUUCAGACCAAGUUUUAUGGCACUAAGAUUUGGCACACACACUUUCAUGGAUUUUACCAACAUGAAUGAGACUACUGAACCGUCUGAGAACAGACUUUCUACAGACAAAACACUUUUCACAGAAUGAGAAUCAACUACCCUUCCGUUCGGCAGCUGGAUCACGUGAUCAGCACGUGCCUCAUUUACAUAUUAUUUGAUAUAUUUCAGUAUAUAGUAAAUACAAACACAAAGUAUUAUAUUUUUAACUACGAAAUUAAAUCGAAGAGUAUAUGUUUACUUUGGUAUGACUUUGUUGUUGCGUCUGUGUUUAGUGUUGUGUGGAGGCAGUUGAAGCGUAUAUCUGUGUCACGGCAGACCGUUUCUCCACAGUUUAGUUUAUGAUUUAUAUAUGGCCUUAUUUAUUUGAAUAUUAGUAUGUGUAGAAGAAUCUGUUUGUGAAAUCAUUGUUGUCUUGUAUGUAUAAAGUACACAUAUGCUUUGAGUAAACAUGACUGAUGUCCAA
Haliotis rufescens (red abalone) is the source of this 4437-nucleotide messenger RNA. Its product is annotated as 43 kDa receptor-associated protein of the synapse-like. The coding region runs from base 973 to 2241 and encodes 422 amino acids. Gene Ontology annotation, molecular function: acetylcholine receptor binding; protein-membrane adaptor activity. NCBI's taxonomy places the organism in Eukaryota, Metazoa, Mollusca, Gastropoda, Lepetellida, Haliotidae. Gene Ontology annotation, biological process: chemical synaptic transmission. The transcript is spliced from 6 exons. The record is from RefSeq and is a predicted model, not a curated record.